This is a messenger RNA of Dicentrarchus labrax (European seabass), 1221 nucleotides long. RefSeq names its product small integral membrane protein 12 (gene smim12). The record is from RefSeq and is a predicted model, not a curated record. Bases 129 to 401 code for a protein of 90 amino acids. NCBI's taxonomy places the organism in Eukaryota, Metazoa, Chordata, Actinopteri, Moronidae. The transcript is spliced from 2 exons.
AGCAAGGCUCAUCAACCAAUGAAGUUUAACCAGGAAGUGGAGAGACAGUCGCACGGAAAUUGCGUUCAUCCACUGCCGUACCAACGUGCUCGCGGUAAAGCACCGGAUAGCCAGAGCAGUGUGCAGUCAUGUGGCCUGUGGUUUGGACGGCGUUACGGACCUAUGCCCCUUAUGUCACCUUCCCUGUAGCCUUUGUGGUGGGAGCAGUGGGUUACCACCUGGAGUGGUUUGUCCGGGGCACCCCUAAACCUCGAGAGGAGAAGGGCAUCCUGGAACUACGGGAGGAGAGGAAACUGCAGGAACAAGUGGGUAUGGACAGCACCCAGGUGCUUAGCCUGAAAGAGAAACUGGAGUUCACACCCAGAGCGGCUCUGAACAGGAACCGACCCGAAAAGAGCUAACCCGUGUUGGUGUGAGGGACUCGCAUUCGCCCUUUCUCAGCAGGAGGGCACUGCACAGGGAGCAAAAGGGGGUGAACCAGAGGGCAAAAACACCCAUUCAGCCAUACAUUCUCACUCCUGACCACUCAAAAGCAUCAGCUUUCCAGUGUAAACAUGGGCUACUGUUCAGAAGCCAGAGGGUACUUAUAAAAGACAUAUACUUGGUCUUUUAUCAAGUCAGACAUAGCUUAUGUGUGCUGUAUGUGAUUCUUUGACCUUCCCCUUGAUGUUGCGCAUGCCUGUUCAUGCUGUGAUCGAUAACUAAAGCAAGACGCUACAAUUACAACAUCUUGAAUACGAAACGUACGGGUGUCCAAGCUUCACACUGAUGACAAGGCUGAUGGGAGUCUGUCAUUUUCUGUUUGAUUUAAAUCUAGUUGUGAGUACUAUUACACACAUUUUAUUGUGUGUUUGCUGUUAAAUCAGACAACUGUCAUUUCUUUGUCGUUUCUAUCAUAAAAAUGUUUCAACGUUGCAAGCCUGUCAGAGUGAUUUUCCUUUUAAUCUUUUCUGUAUGUUAAGAAAGGACCUCUGAUUGUGAACACAAAAGCCGGGGGGAGAAAGACAGCCCUUUGUUCUAGUUCUUUUUAUCUCUUGCAACCUUUGAUGGUAUGUGACAAAAUAAGCCAACCGUGUGGGAGGUCUCCUCAGGAAGUUUAAGCUGCUUAGUCCGAUUGUUUGAAACAUCCACCCAAUAUUUUCAUUUUCGAAAGACUUCAUUGUUGUUAAUUAUGUGUAUUACAAACAGAUGUGACGAAUAAAGAAACAUUGUAAGUUGAAA